This is a messenger RNA of Dichomitus squalens LYAD-421 SS1, 630 nucleotides long. RefSeq lists its product as uncharacterized. The record is from RefSeq and is a predicted model, not a curated record. The annotation marks the transcript as partial. Lineage: Eukaryota; Fungi; Basidiomycota; Agaricomycetes; Polyporales; Polyporaceae. The transcript is spliced from 2 exons.
CAGCGCGUCGGCAAUCUGGCACACUCUCCUUACAACGCCGCCAUCCUGGACGCAGUCAAGCAGUCUACGGCCAUGCGGCGGAUUGCCAACUUCGCGAACAAUUCAUUCCGCCUAUUCUUCCCCAAGCUCCACCACUUCUACGAUGCUACGCUGGAUGCGCUGUGCUCGCGGGAUCCGUCCCUCCAGCACAACUUCACAGGCAAUGCUUUCGCAUGCGCGACCUGGAACCUUGGUCCGCAGGCCAUCUCUUACGUACAUACCGAUCAUCUCAACUUGCCCUGGGGCAUGUGCGCCAUCACCGCUCUUGGCGACUUCGACCCGACGCGCGGCGGGCAUCUCAUCCUUUGGGACCUCCAUCUCAUCAUCGAGUUCCCGCCCGGAACGACAAUACUCAUCCCCUCGGCAAUCCUCCGCCAUUCCAACGCCCCCCUUGCGAGCCCUAACGAACAUCGCUACGCCCUUAUUCAAUACUCUGCAGGGGGCCUCUUUCGCUGGGCGGAGUGUGGUCAUCAGACCCAGAAACAAUUCCGCAGCGCUGGCGGUGUGUACGCGCAGACGGGCCGCCAGCGAUGGAGGCGCGGCGUGGGUAUGCUGGGCAUUUGGGAUGAGUUGAAGGCUUCUAGACCGUAG